GCAGUUGUUAAUGGUUACUAAUAGAGCAUAUUCCAUAGACAGGUAGUUUAGAAAAUUCCAUAACCAUUCUCGCUACAGACGCCUCUUCCUAACCAUCGGUUGACUGAGCCGAAACAAAGGCGUCACUUUUUUUUGUGAGACAAAGCCGGUUCGUACUUCAUUUCGAUAGCUGGCAGAGAAGAGACUUUUUCGACUACUCUUUCUUGCUGCACCUCUUUCUUUUCCUCUUUCUCCACUUUUCCUCUGUCACAGAGUACAAUUUCCUUUACUCCUUUAUCCCAACCCUAUCUUUUCUCACACUCCUGUCAGAUUGACGCAUCACGGUCAUGGGCAAUUGUGGCAGUUCCGGCAAUGUCGAAUCUAGCCGGAGUAAGCAGAUUGACAAACAACUCAAAGCCGAUGAGAAAAAAGCCAAGACCGAAGUCAAAUUGCUUUUGUUAGGUGCUGGAGAAUCCGGCAAAUCCACUGUUCUCAAGCAAAUGCGCCUGAUACACGCUGCUGGUUUCAGCUCUUCAGAAAAAGAAGCAUACAGAAUAGUGGUUUUUGAAAAUAUAGUUUCCAGUAUGCAAUCCAUGCUUGAAGCAAUGGAGAUUCUACGUAUUGAAAUGAAUAAUCCACAAAACAUGGCCUACAUACCAUUAUUUCACGAUAUCCCAGUCGUCAAAAAGGGUCAGCCUUACCCAGACGCUUACCUUCAACCCAUGAAAGAUUUAUGGAACGACUCGGGUGUUCAGCAAUCCUACAAAAUGGGCAACACGUUUGCACUUAACGACAAUGUCACAUACUUUUAUCAUAAUUUGGAUCGACUAUUUGCCGUAGACUAUAUACCAACUGACAGUGACAUCAUACGAUGUCGCAUCAAGACAACAGGCAUUGUGGAAACUGUCUUUCACCUUGGGCCCUUGACAUAUCGCAUGUUUGACGUCGGGGGCCAGCGAAGUGAGCGUAAGAAAUGGAUACACUGCUUUGAAAAUGUCACAGCUCUUAUUUUCGUCGUGGCCAUCAGCGGAUAUGAUUCUUGCUUAGUGGAGGACAAAGAUUCGAAUCAAAUGCAUGAAGCGCUCAUGUUGUUCGACUCCAUAUGCAACUCGUCAUGGUUCACCAACACAUCGAUGAUUCUAUUUUUGAACAAAGUGGACAUCUUUGCACAAAAGAUCCAACAUUCGCCGGUGUCUAAAUACUUUCCAGAUUACAAAGGACCUGACGAGGACUUGGAACAGACCAAAACAUACUUUCGAAAACGCUUUGAACGAUUGAAUCGUUCUGAAAAGAAACAGUUGUACCCACAUUUCACAGAUGCCACCGACACGAAGCAGUUGGCUCAUGUCAUGACAGCGGUUUCGGAUAUUGUCCUGAAUGAUAACUUGCAAACGCUACUAUUGUAACUUACUACCCGUGGUAUCCACUUUACAAGAUCACUUCACCUUCCUUUUUUUUAUUUCUUGCGUUGACUGGAUAGCCCUCUCCUUCGCUUUAUUGUAAACCCUUUGAUGGCGGCGACAUUUUUCUUCCUGUUUAUUAGAUGUGCUCUCUCACCAGCCUUUGAUUUGUUCUUCUAAUUGUUUCCUUAGUUAGCAGCACUCAUAAUGUAUUACUCAUUCCUCUUAUUAUUAUUAUUAUUCUCUCAUAUGUUGAGUUCUUAUUCUCUGUUGUGCUAUACUAUAGGGGAUUUGUGUUUCUCGUCGUCGACGAAUAUGAGUCG
Molecule: messenger RNA, 1702 nt
Organism: Umbelopsis ramanniana AG
Lineage: Eukaryota; Fungi; Mucoromycota; Umbelopsidomycetes; Umbelopsidales; Umbelopsidaceae
Exons: 7
Coding region: 327-1385 (352 amino acids)
Biological process (GO): G protein-coupled receptor signaling pathway
Cellular component (GO): heterotrimeric G-protein complex
Molecular function (GO): G-protein beta/gamma-subunit complex binding; GTP binding; GTPase activity
Source: RefSeq, a predicted model, not a curated record